CAGAGGUUAUGUAGUCAUGACGUCUUCACUGUUGGAAGCCUUUCAUAUUGUUAUGGUUUGCAUGUGCAAUGACGUCCGCACUCUAAUGAGCCUUUUAAAAAUAAGUCCUGAUGUAUUCCAGCAAUGUAAAAAAAAUGUACAUUGCGCGUUAGAGGCAGGAGAUGCCAGGAUGACACCGUUAUUAUUCUGAAGAAGGAGAAGACGUACCUGAUGAUGGUGAUUUUGAAGUCGUCCUCUGCCAGGCUUCUCCAGAAUCCAUUGAGGAACUCCUUACACCAGCGGUGAAGAGAAGGAUUUAUGGCAAAGCCAGCCCACAAGACUUCCAGGUGGCGAUUCUGACCGCCUUCGCCUUCCCGCAACAUGUCUCCACGUAAAAGACCCCUUGUUCCUGUGAGCAAGCGUCGGAAAGCAGCGGAUGACCACUUCCCUUUCAACUUGCUGCCAGCGGAGUGCCAGCUGCACGUGUUGUCCUUCCUCAACGAGGUGGAUAAAUGUAGCUGUGCUCUGGUUUGCCUGAGCUGGAGCCGCCUCGUUCGUUCGUGGAAGCUCUGGCGGGUGGCGGACUAUUCCCGUCGCGGAGUCUUCUACCUGGGUCAAGAGGGACUGCUCGUGUCCAAUCGUGUGUUUGAGAGGUGGAAGUCAUGGGUUCACCACUACACCUACCACCUCAUUUCACGCCGGGCCAGCCUGCUCACGCUGAAGGCCAGUUUUGAUUUGGGGGACCGCUGCAAUAAGUGGGGCGAUCUGCUCAGCCACCUGCUGGACAACGUCCACUGCAGGGACCUGAGUCAUCUGGACCUCAACUGGACAUUUACUCUUCUUGAACCGCUGGAUCUCAGAGUGCACUCCAGCUCCAGCUCCCAUCAGGACAGCAUUACCAAGAUGGACCAGGUGACCAGUUUCCAGGAGCUGUUAAGCAAACUCACCCAGAGCUGUCCGCGCAUCACCAAGAUGCGCUUACACUUCGAUUGGUCAGAGUUGUCCGUGUCGCUGCUCAGCUGUUUCCAGCAGCUCAAAGUCCUGGAGCUCAAGUACUUCUGGGUGUUCAAAGGAGUGACUCCAUCCACGCUGCAGACCCUGACCACAUCCCUCCCCAACCUGAAGUCUCUGACCUUGCAUAUCCUGGUGCCGCUGAGGAACCUCGGUAUCUCCUACACUCUGGAGUCGCUGUCUUUGGAGUUCUUGGACGUGUCGCAAAGCAGAGGCCUGGUCUUCUCGUGUCUGAAGCUGCCCACUCUGCGCGAACUCCGAGCCAAGAAGAUCGUGCGUGGCAUCACACUGGACAGACGCACCCGGCUGCGGAUCCAGAGCCGAUGGCCCUGCAUGUACCACGUCCUCCGGGAGGGUACACCGAGGCUCCAGGCCCUCAACAAUGAGAGACUCCUACCCACAUGGCGAGAGAAGAUCUAUGAGGAACUGUCAGUCAUCCUGGAGCAGUCCUGUUACUGUGUCCAGCAUCUGGACAGCUGGCUGUGGUAGCCAAGCUUCAACUGGAGAGUAAUACCAGCCUGUGUCUGAUGUUUGCCUGGAGAGAAGUGGCUUCUAUGCACCCUUCUUGACACCAGACCGUCUUGUAAAAGUCUUCAGCUCACUGGACGUUGAGAUGCACUCACGCCUGCCUGCUACUGCUGGACUUCCUUGGGCACCCUGAAACCUUCUUAGCAACAAUUGAACCUCUCUCCUUGAAGUUCUUAAUGAUCUAAUGCAAGGUUGGUUUCGGUUCAAUCUCACUAGCAGCAAUAUCCUUUCUCGUGAAGCCCUUUUUGUGCAAAGCAAUGAUGACUGCACAUAAUUCCUUGCAGGUAACCAUGGUUAACAGUGGGGGAAAAAAAUAUUUAAAGCACCGCACCCCUUUUUAAAGCUUCCAGUCUGUUAUUCUCACUCACUCAGGAUGACAUGGUCGUCUUCAGCCUUUGUCCUUGUUGACAGUCUCACUUAUGCUCACCAAAGAAUCACAGCUUGUCCUUUUGUGCCAGGGCUGAAAUGCAGUGGAAAGCUCAUUUUCAUGACAAAGAGGACUUUGCAAUGAAUUGCCCUUCAUCUUAUCACUCUUCCUUAACAUACUGGAGUAUAUGCAAAUCACCUGAGGCAGAAGACUUUGUGACAAUUAGUAUUUGUCAUUUUCAAAACUUCUGGGCGUGACUUUACUUCCUGCAGUGGCUAUUGUCUCAUCAUUGUAACAUUACCGACAGCUAGCGACCAGUGGACGAUGCACUACAAUCAGUUCAUGAAAAAGCAGAGAAGACAUGUGCAGUGAACAUGCACACAGGAGUUGCUGUCAGCCACAACUCACGUCAGCCACUGCACCCUCGAAACACAGUCAACUCUAGCUAGCUGACUGCUAGUUGGUAUUCUGCCUGGGUGCAGCCCUUUCAAGAUUUAAGCGUUGACGAGCUAUAAUCAGCAGACUGACUCCUGAUUCCUUCUUAAACACCAUCGGGACAGGCCCCUUUCACCUCUUCUCUGCUCAGCCUCAUGUCUCUCUCACCUGGGCAGUCUGCCUUCAGUUACAAAGCUAGUGAAGACGGGGGUGGUGGACAAUCGUUAUGACUUAUUGUCCCCUUGUGUCUGUCCUUAUUCUGUGCAUUUGCUCAGGACGCCUGCCUGUUGCAAAGGUUAAAAAUAUCGAAACACACACUGGCUGACAGGCAGGGAUGACACCUCAGCUGCAGGGGCCACAGCGGGAGAAAAUCAUUCAAUCAUUCAUUCCAGUCGUCCAUUGUCUGGAGUUUUGGAAUGUCUUCUUCCAGUUUAGGUCCAAUAUUUCCUAAAUAAUUGUUGAACAUUUCAAGUAGCUCAUUCAUAUCAUCCUUAUAGUGUUGUUAUAGUGUUCUUAGUGUUUCCCACCAUCAAAUAGUCUGCCUUCUUAGUGCUGUUCCUUAGAACACUGUUUAUUUAUAUUGAUCUCAUCUUAUUUCUAUUCUUAUCUAGUACAUGACUAGAAUAUUCCAGGCGUUUUUUUUAGUCCUUUUGUCUUCCAUGGCUGCUUGUUGUAGAAAGUGAUCAUAUGCUUCAUCCAUUUUCUGCACUCUAGACACUCUCCCAUCUUUGUUCUAGAUCUUUCCUGAGAGUGCUGACACUAUCCUCCGUGCGCAGUCUUUGUAGCCAGCACCUGUCUUUUAUGCUGAUGUUCAUUGUAAAUGACGAACACUGGAAGAUGGUGACUGACGAACAGGCCGCUAGUUGUGUCAUUUCAUAUCCUUCCAGCUCAAAGCCCAAACCUUUGUUAGCAUGAAUCCUCGUGCCUGAGAUUGCUUUGACGGGUUCCUUGAAUUGGUGGAAGAGCUUUUCAGUGAAAAUGAGAAAAUUGUGGCAAUAAAGUGGCUGGUCCGUAGCUUGUGAAUCGAUUUCGUUUGUCUCCAGUUUUGAAAAUUGUACCGCUUUAGUUGUUUUCAUUUUAUUUGGAAACAUGAAUAAAAAUAAAAAUGAUAUGCAUUGGUCAAUGGUUCUGCGAUUGUCACAUCUGGGGUGGGGGCGAAAAGGACAAAUCCCAAGAUGCAGAGGCAAGGCCAGCCCAGGUGUGUAAAGUCUCUUUUCAUGAUGCCAAAAACAGCUGCAAGACGGAACUCAAAAAUGAGGAAAAAGGGCACCGCAACAAAAUGUAAAACUAGAAACUAAAGAGUAACAGAACCUGUAAGUCAGGCGGGCGACUGGGCUAGCAGGAAGGCGAAUAAAGAACAAGAAGUCUUGGAAGACGAGGAGGUCGUCGAAUGGCAUAUGGGUAAGGUAAUAAUCCAGCAACUUCCUCCUGCAGCUGAGGUGAAUAAGAAGGAUGGCUGAUGGGAAACAGCUCUGUCUGACUCCAGGAGAGCCGAUAGCGGUGUCCCAUUUGGGGGUCUGCAUCCUUCAAAGAACCCAGCCUCUGCGGGCUAUUUGCUUGAAGAGGAUAAUAUUUGACUGAUGGACGUCGCCGGCACACAGUCUUCCAAAUGCCUUAUAUUUGCAGUUUACUCAAUUUAGCCGUUUUUAUGUUUGAAUGUGCUGAAGGCAAAAAACAGGUAAAAUAUGCAUUAAAAAACUACAGGCCGGAUUCAAACAUGAAGCAGCAGGAUGGAAUAUAUUAUACUUUUGAAAUACUCAAAUAAGAGUGACGCUACAAAACUCCAAUGGCAAUGUUGCGAGGGAUGACCGCAGCUGGUCAAGUAGUUCAAACGUUACAGCCUGACUGCUUGGAAGACACCCUGGGCGACAUUCCCCAGUCGAUAUUCAUACCUUUAUGCAUUAUAUUCCAAAAAUAAUACAUUGCUGAGCAUGAUUUGGGGGUCAUUUGGGGGACCAAGGCACACCUAAUCAAUGGAAAGGCGCAUCCUCAGUGUCCCUUGCUCUGCCACAGAUGUCAGGCUGUCCAGUCCGAUUCAUCAUCCAGAUGCAUUCCCAGGGUAUCAUGGCAGACUUUGCAUUGCAAUGUCAUAUUGGGUGAUCUGUGCUAAAUGACAAAAGGUCCUGAACUGGUAAUACACAUCAGGUUUAUUUGAAAUGCCAUUGCCUUUACAAGCCCUAAAAGGCAUACACAAACAUGGCAUGGGCCCACUGGGAUCAUAACAGCCCUCUCCUGUAGUUUUGACACAUCUCGAAGCACAGUUCCAACAGAGUAUUUCCACGUAGUGGCUGUGUGGACCUCCACUUUCUAUCACACGCCACCAGUAUGAUGGGUCAUUUUAGUGGUUUUCAAACAGGGAUGUUUUCGUAUAAAGUGGCACAUGCCUAGUUGCCACUGUCCUGCAGGAAGCUACACCAUAUAAGCAGAAAAUAACAUUCUGGGAGGUCUGUGAAGAGCUAUUAGCCUUCGCCUGACAACUACAGGGCUUGUACAAUGCAUUGUAAACAAACGUGGCUGUGAAAAAGGCAUAGCAAAGGAAGAAUUUUUAGCAAUAUACAAUAUUAAAAGGGAAAGAAUUGUAGAUAUACAUGAAAGAGAAUUGAAAUGCAAAUAGAAAAAACAACAGGUGAGACAUGUGAGCACAUUUUUCUUAAAUUCCAAAAGUCAGUGCAGUGCCUUCUUAGGCUGGUCCUCAUGUCAGGUCUACGUUUCCCCCAAUCUACAAGACCUGGUCCACAAAUGAUACGUUUGCACUGAGCUCAGCAUUUUUACCUCCAAUUGUGUUUUACUUUGUUACCCAGUGCCUCACAAGUCCAGCUGUGAACUAUGACAGCUUAAGAAUUUCACGUGUUCCCCCACCGAUCAUUAAAUAGACAACACAUUCAAUGCAACGAAUGUCGAUCGAUGAUCGUCUUUCUGCCUGCAUUUCCUCCUCGAAAAACUUCACAGAUGGGAGCUGCUGCUAGAUUUCCCGGUAGAGCAUCACAGCAAGGAACAUGGCAGAGAGCUGGAAGAAAGAACACGUUUGAACAGCAACACCACCACUAGAUGGCGAUCUCUCCAUACUAAAUGCUACUCUUUCAUUUGCGGUUCAACCCUUUCAACAUACAAGUAGUAUGAAGAAAAAACCUGUUCAAACAGAAGCUCUCCAUACCUCAACGACCAGGAGCACAAUGACCAGCGCUGCCCCGAUAAAGGGGUACGUUUCAUAGACGGAAAGGACUUUUUCAUAGCAGCCCUGCGGAGACAGUGAAUGACAACUGAGACAGGUUGUAGCCGCAAAGAAAGAUUCUCUCGUUUAUCCCGGUUAACUGGUUCCAGAACCCACCAUGAUAAGUGGAUUUCUGCCAAGUAGCAUUCAUUAUGAAUGAAAGGAUGCUUUUCGUAGUUUGGAAAAUCUGUUUAUGACCUUCCAAAUCCACUUUUCCUCGAGACAUGACACCGGAAUGCUACACAUGGCUGUCUUUCAAUAUCUUCACAAUGGUACUUUAGUUCACUCAGCCAUUUCGACAAUGGAAAAUGCUUCAUUCAGCCAAAAGUACAUACAAUUAGUGUGUAUUUUGACGAACAAUAGGUCUUAGUUCAACCACAAAAUCAUGAAUACAUUUUGGAAAGGCCAUCAUAGCACGACGUGGCGAGGGGCAACUGUAUUAAUAUAGCAAACUUUGGAUUUGUGGAUUCAGCCAAAUUCUAUUUCGAGGGCAGACGCCUAAUAUUUGGAGAUACGAGGCUACUCGUCUUUGCUCAGGAUAUCUGCACAGUUCAGAUAAACGGGACAAUUACAACUCCGAAGUGCGCCUGCAGUUGCUGCCGUGCAAUGACAUGAUGGACUUACUGGAUGGAGGAAGAACCUGGAGCACUUACAAAAAAGCAAUACAAUUGUUUAAGGUGAGCCUGAAUGGAGUGGGGGCGGGGAGGGCUACAUAAAAAAAGCGUUUGACUGCAUGUCAUUUGUUAACCGCCACACUAGUUUUUCAUACACGAAAUGCACAAGACACCCGCAUUGCACACAUGCUGAGGUUUGUGCCUUUUAUCACCCACCAUUAUCAAGCUACAACCAUUUGAAUUUGUAAUGUCGAAAGUGAAAACAAAUUCCAGACAUUCCAGAAAAUGGACAACCUUUUUAGGCCUGGAAAACCAAAAAGUUUUCCGACUUUUUUUUUUUUAAGUUCCGUACAGGCACCCUACUUCAAGUUGAUCCUGAAUUAACCAGAAAUCAUGGAAAAACAGUCAUCUGGUCAUACUGGAUGUCAUCGAUUACCUCCAUGGAAGGUCAUUUUAAAAAAACAUGGAAUCAGAACAUACCACCAACAUAAAUCCUUUGUGGGUUUCUGGGUCGGCAAGAUCGAAUGCCUCGCAACUUGUCAGCGCAGGACUUGGAUUUUCCAGGGUGUUGCAGCAGUCAUCCCGAUAAGUUUCGUUCUUGAAAUCUUCCAUGCCAUUCACUCCACAGCACCCAAACUGAAAUGAGAAAAGAACGAGAGAUCCUUUUACUGCACGUUUUUUAACGUGUGCAUAUCUUCAUUACGAUUCUCCAGUCUUUACGUGUCUUGACUACAAUGACGAAAACAAACGUUCGAGUGGCCACCGAUCUGGUUCAUACUGCCAUGCUCUCACGUCCAAUUACACGUCGACAUAAACGGUGCUUUCAGCUUGCUGAUGCCACAAGAGUAGCACGUGUUUUUCCACGGGAUUAUUGUGCCUGUGUAGAAUACUACACUUCUUUAACGUCUUUCACAUUUGACGUCCAACAGAAGCGGCCCAUCGACCGUGUACCUGGAAUUCAGCCUGCAUGGUAGACCCGGACUUCAUGAGUUGGUCAUCAGCAGGGUCGCACUGGAAAUGUGGCGCCUGACCGAGCCGCCAGAAACACGGGGACUGGGAUACAAACACUUGCCUCUGAAGUGUAAGGACUCACCUCAGCCAUGACUUUCUUCCAAUGAUCUUUAGAAGUUUCUGGGAGAGACUGGUCAUUUGUUUGUCCAGGGGAGAGUUGGAGUGCGUUCUUGUUGCUGGGGACGUAUGCUAGUCUCAGUUGCUCAGUUAAGGAUUCCUUUUGGAGCUAAAACAGGCAAGAGAACAUGAAAGAAGUUUAAGCCAACCACAAUCACUUUAAACUUUGGAUACCAGAGCUUACUGUUACACGGUUUACAAAGACCAAGAUGAGACCGAGCAGCUGCAGCACGUAGAUGAGGCUGACGGCCAUGAAGAACUGUAAAAAGCCAGCAGAGGGAACAAAAAACGUCAGUGAAAAUCACAUUGUCAACAUCAACUCUAGCGAGUUAGCCGCCAAGUCGCCACAGUCUCCAGGUGCACAGUCCUCUCUGUCAAAUUAUUUUGAAUAUUUGAUCUUAUUAGCUCGCACCUCUCAAAGUGUGGUCAGUAAUAAUUCCAUCGAGCCUCGCCUCCAGCCGCCACCUUUGAUCUUGUAGGUAGAACUAUUUGUUUAUCCGCCUUCCAUCACACGAUCUGACACAGCUAAGUGACGAGUCGCAAUGAGGCUCAUUUAAUGAAGAUUAGGACACACUUCUGUUUGAGAUGCCGCUCUGUCAGACAGGACGAAACCCACGGCGGUGAUAUUGCGCCUCGAGGGUUUGGCUGUCACAGAGCAGGAGGGGGGCGGGGCAGCAGUGAUGAGUGAGACAGACCUCCGUGUCAAGAUUCAGUCUGCCGAUAUGAACGACACGUUUCUCUUUUGUUGAAAAGAAAUAUCGAUUUUUAAAAUAUCGAUAUAUCGCCCAGCCCGACACCCAUAUUCCAUUCAUUAGCUUUCUAUGCUGCUGGUUCUCACCGGUGUUGCAGGGGUACACGACCUUAUCCCAGUCCAAUUUCAGCUUUGCGCGGCUAAUGGCCGCAAACGCAGCAGGUGUUUUUGUAACGGACUAUCGUGCAUAUUAAGAUUCUUUUGAAUGCCUUAUGUUGGGAUUCUACUUCAAUGAGCCAUUCUUAUGCUUGCAUUUUUGCUUAAAUACGCUUUUUUUUCCUCAUCCAGUUCGGCCUUGCACGUGUGUGGAAGAACAAUUUUUCAACCUCGAUUCUAAAAAGAAAAUGGUGGUUCAGUUUCUGCAUGAAGUAUUGUGUACACGUGCUGACGGCAGCAUGUUCAAUGUUGUCAUCCACAAAGCAAAAGAAUCAAAGCUUUUAUUUGAAAAGCUGCAACAUUUUCUUGACUACCACCGCAACCCUAAUGAGAAGCCGUAUAGAAAAUGGAUGGAUGGAUGGAUAAAAGACCCCUACUCAUGGAUGAGCAUGUGCACCUCGUGUCUCCCACACAAGGCAAAACCUAAACAUGUGUACAACAUCAUCAUCAUCUUUGACUCACCAAGCUGAGGGUGAACUGCUUUUCACGGAUGGCUCCAAAGCAUCCCAGGAUGCCCACAAGGAAGACCAACACACUCAAGACCAUGACGCAGUUGACGGAAGUGCUCACCAUGGAGUUGCCCAUCAAGACUUGUCCGAUCGGAUCGUUUUCCAUCAAGAUCCACACUGACACUGCUAUCAUGAAAGCACCAAUCAGCUGACAAAUGAAAGAAGAGUAGAUGGGACAUGACUUGGACAAUGUAGCACUUAGCACAUGGCUACUGAGGAAGACAAUCUCUGAGAAUGAAGUUCCACCCUGUAGGAACCGUCCACCACUCUAAUAAUAGCGUAAGCAUAUUCUAUCAGCGUUUACAACAAAUACACUCAGUCUUUUUCUUUUUUUUAUCAGGUAAAAAGAGGCGAGAGAAUGGCAUAAUGUCAGCCCUGUGUAGGGCUAGCUUUCUCUUCAUGCGUACAGGGUUUAUGUCAUCUGCAAAAAUACAGUGGCAAGUUGUGAGCUGCGAGUUAAGAACAUGGAAAACCAAAAACAUUUUAGCUGGCCGACCAGUAGCUGCUUAUUUCUAGCAGACAAUACUGUGAAAUGGAACGAGUGCGUGUCUCACUCAGUUGAGUGCGAUGCAUUUUAUGUUGAACACUGCAAAAACUUGUUGUCGUAAGAAUGUGUCUUAUUUCUAGUCAGCCUAUAUGAACAGGAUAGUUGGGAUUUUUUGACAUGAAGCUGUAUGACAUCCCCAUCAGCAGUGUAGUCCAAUGACAGCAGCUUACCCCCACUUGGGUCUCCCAAGUGCAGUUCUGGUCGGAUCUUGGUUGCUGGGGACAAUUAAGUCAAGAGUUUGGCUUGUCCAAACAAUAUGUGUUCAAAAGAGUAACACAUUUGCGUCACACAAAUGCCCCCGUCAAAAAAAGUCUGACCUCACGAAACACCUGGCGUUAUUCCCACCGUAUCCCUGCACUGUCGUCUGUGCAUUCAUGUCUACGGGAUGAACACACUCGCGGUAAUGCCACUCUUCCGCAGCCACCUUGCUUACGUACGUGUUCCACAGCGGAAGAUGCUUUAUGAAUAAUUCGGGCAGGCGACAGCGCGCAGCGGUACAGUGGGGGGCACAUAGAACACCAAGCCAUUUGUGAGGUCAUGAAACCAUAUUAGCCUUUAACACAUUGUUUUGAGAAGCCAAACUCUUCACUUAAAUGUCCCCGGCAACUAAGUGGAACUACCUUCAUCAUCAAAAUCCAGUUUAGGAUUUCUAUGUGCACAGUAAGGCUUAGUAAAGACUAGGAUUAUUUCUCCCCUUUUCCCCCUUUUUAAACACAUGGAUAAAUUCAUCUCCAAAAGCACAACCAUGGAGACCCAAGAAAAUACCUCAGCCUGCUUUGUUUUGUUUGUCACAAUAUGAUGACUUUUUCUUUCUUACUUUCCAACUUCCUCUUACUAUUUUCACUUUUGUUCCUGUAAAAUUACCGCUGAUGUUUCCAUUUUUGCUGCGCUGUUUUUUUUCUUUGUUUUCUUGGUCAAUGAUAUUUUUAGAAGUUGCUGUGGGCCACAAAUGGGGCCCCCCGGGCCACACACCCCCGGCUUAACAGAAUCAAGCUCGACCAGAAUGAACUCACAGCAAUGAUGGCGCUGCAGAUGAUCAAGAGACGUCGGAUGCAGUUUACACAGUCGCCCAUGAUGGAUGUCGUCAAUCGUGCUGAAGCCUCUCCUUGUCCCUGGGAAACAAAUACCACACACGUGCUGGUUAAUGAAACCAAGCGGCUGCAGUUUUCCAGGUUCUCAAGAAGGCGUUCCAAUGAGAACAGCAACAUACAGCAAGAUAUUCUGUGUUGAAACAUGCCGUGGAGCUAUCAUUUCAUUUCAGUCUCCAUCAAAGACACAAAAUCAUUGUAUUGGGAAUAAACAGUGUUUAACCUUAACGAUGUUAUGCUUCAUUCCCUUCUACAGUGCUUGGCCUCACUGCACUGGAGCCUAUCCCAGCUGUCUUUGUAGGUCACAAACGACUCGGCUGUAGGAGCCGUCUCUUUAAAAUGAACAUCAGGAGCGUGGUUGUGUCAUUGGGAGCCGAUCAGUUUUUUCCUCAUCUUUUUUCUGUUAAAAGCGAAUGCCAUUGGUGAAGAUGUGUGGCAGCGUCUCUGUCCACACUGAGCAGGGUUAAACGCACAGUGAAAAACUUUUUUUACAUUGGUGGUAAUACAUUUAAGGACAAAACAAUACAGAGUGCCAAAAGAGCCGGCUCGGUUUCGUGAGCCGAGCCAAAAGAACCGGCUAUCUAAAAAGAGAUGAAAUUUCCAUCGCUGCAGUUGACUGACGUACAGCGCUAUUACUUCUUUUUGUCACACUGUUCAAUUUCUGUGUCCCUGAAUGAGCCAUACUUACAAACUUCUUGUCCAAAACCUUAUCGGCAAAGGUGUAAUUGAUGUUUAUCAGUACGUCCAACACUAUUGGCACAGUUACAGAAAAUGCUUUUAGGCAAAGCAAGAAUUUUGCGCAGCAGAUGAACUCCACAUCGUACUUGCUAGCUGGCAGGGCCGGAGGUCCCCCAAGACGUGUGGCGUAACGUUUGCUUUUAUGCUCACCUUGGUCACUUUUGGGGCACAAAGAAACGUCCCAGUUGUGUGGAAAACAUAGCACCUUCAUCCAGGUGACUGUAAAAGCAGGCGUGUUAUUUCGUUGGUCGAAUGUAGCCAACACGACCAAGAUGCGUGUGUGCCUGUGACGUCACCACAACGCCUGCUUUGUUAGUUUUUUUUUGUGUGCGUGUGACCUUCAAAUUUGUCAACAACAAAAUAAUAAUCUUAAGGAAAUCACCUAAGUUGUUCGUUAAAUUCAUUCAUUCAAUGUGUGCCAAUAAUAAGUCAUUUUUGACGCUGUCAGAGGUAUUAUUAUACUUCUAUGUUCAUGUUAAGCAUUGAGGAUCGCUUUGGGUGUCCAAAGUGCGGUCCCGGGGCCAUUUGCUUUGCUUUGAAACUUCAAAGAACAACAGCAGCAAAAAUGGGACAAUCAAGCAAAAGUCAAAAUAUUGAGAAAAUGAUUGUAAUCUAGCAAGGAAAAAAAGUCAUCAUUAUUCAAGAAGUAUUAUUUUUUUAGGUAAUAGUAUGAGGAAAAAUGUCAUAUUAGCAGCAAGACGUUGAAAUAUUAACGUUUUUUUUAAAGUCAAAAACAAAUAAAGUUGCAAUAUUUGGAAACUUAGGUUGGGGGAAAAUGUAUAGCGUGGGAAUAAAGACAAAAGAAGUUGAAAUAUCUGGAAAAUUAUACAAAAAAAAAAACAACAGAAAUUUUUACCAGAGUAAAGUCAAAAUAUUACGAGGAAAAAAACAAUUUCUAAUUUGAAAAAAAUAUGAUAAUAAAUUCAUUUUGGUAACAAUGUUGAAAUAAAAAAAAGACAUUAUUUUUUGAAAAGCUAACAAGUUAAAUUGCGAGAAGAAAAUGAAAAAGGGGGACUUAUGUGACCGAAUAAUACAACUUUUUUUUCUUCUGACUUUUUCCUCCUAAUUUUACAACUUUUUUAAAAAGUCAGUGCCAGAAUAACGUUUUUCGGUGUCGUGUGUGCGGGAGGGAAAAUAGAGCACAGCUCUUCUGGACGGAAGGAAACAUUCCUCUUGCUUCAGACAAGCUUUUAUUUACAACAGGGCAGCAAAACACGGCAGUUGAGCACAAAUGGAUUAGCAUGGAUUAGCAUCACGUCACUUCUGCCUUCCUUACCCCGCUCCCUCCACACGCCCAAACUCAAAGGUCACAUAAAUUUUGGUUUUGAUUGGGUUGAAUUAGAUUAUAUUAUAUAUAGAAUGCUUUGUGUUGUUUCACAUGUCUGAAAGGAGUAGGAAGAAGCAGAGUUUAUUUAAUCCUACCCCGUCUUUGUAUCACAUCAAUUGCUAAUAUUUUCUUUUCCCUUUCCUUUUCCUUUUCUUUCUAUACAUCCCAUCCUUUCUCCCCUGUUGAUAUGCACAUCCUCCGUCUUCGGUGUUGCACCGUGAGUGACGCUGAGUACAGAUACACGAGUUCCUCUUAACUGAGCCGGCCCUUGCAACAAUUAUAUCCAAGUUAUUGUUAUUGAAUGUGGUCCUUCUAGCUCCAUUGGUCUGUCCUGUAGGGUGUGUCCUCCAUUAUGCUUCUUGUCAUAGUAAUAUGAUCUUUAAUAGGCAUCCAGAUCGCUGAUGUCUUGGACAACAAGCACUCUUGCAUCUCCUGGACCUCCAUUUAGUUUGAUGUAGAUGUUGUGGUGAAGAGAGAGCUAAGCCAAAAGGCAAAGCUCUCAAUUUACCGGUCAAUCUACGUUCCUACCAUCACCUAUGGUCAUGAGCUUUGGGUAGUGACCCAAAGGACAAGAUGGCGGAUACAAGCGGCCGAAAUGAGUUUUCUCCGUAGGGUGGCUGGGCUCUCCCUUAGAGAUAAGGUGAGAAGCACUGUCAUCUGGGAGCGACUCAGAGUAGAACCGCUACUCCUCCGCAUUGAGAGGAGCCAGAUGAGGUGGCUUGGGCACCCUGGGGAGGUGUUCAGGGCAAGUCCGACCGGUAGAAGGCCUCGGGGAAGACCCAGGACACGUUGGAGAGACUAUGUCUGGUGGUUAGCAUGUUGGCCACACAGUGACAGUCUGGGUUGGAUUCUCCCUUGGGCGUUUCUGUGUGGAGUUUGCAUGUUCUCCCCGUGUGUGGGGGGGAUUUCUGGGUACUCCGGCUUCCUCCCACAUUCCAAAAACAUGCAUGUUAGCUUCAUUGGAGACUCUAAAUGGUCCAUAGGUAUGAAUGUGAGUGGUUGUCUAUAUGUGCCCUGCCAUUGGCUGGACACCAGUCAGCUGGGAUAGGCUCCAGCAUACACCCGCGACCCUAAUGAGGAGAAGCGGCAUAGAAAAUGGAUGGAUGGAUAUUCUCCUUUGCUUCGUUCUCUUCCUCGAGGGUGGUGAGAAAGGGAGGAUUAUCCUUCAAUAGUGCCUUGAUAUCAUCCUGUAGAAUGUUGACAUUAUUGCAUAAUGCUCUAUUUUGUUUCGUGGGGUCUACAGCGUCUUUAAGAUCAGCACACGAGGCAGCUUCCAUAGGGUUUCUAGCCUCCUUGAGAGCAGUGCGCAAGGCAGCGUUAUCGUCCAAAAAUGCCCUGAUAUCAUCCUGCAGAACCUUAACAUCCUUGCAUAAUGCUGUAUUUCCUUUAGGGUUUUUAGCUUCCCUAAGGCAGCAUUGUCAUUCAACACUUCCUUAAUAUCGUCCUGCAGAGCCUUGAUAUCUUCCAUAGGGUAUUUAACCUCCUUAGGAGCAGCGCUCAAAUCUGCCUUUUCAUCUUGCAACUGCUUGACUUCUUUUCUUAGCGCUUUGAUAGCCUUGCUCUGUGCUAUAUUUUCUUCCAGAAUGUUUGUGACACCAUUACUGGUGUGACGCCACUACAUGACUUCAUGGAGGCUACUGUAAUCACAUUUAAUUUCUGUUUCCAGAAUCGAUAGAUCCUUCCUUCCUCUAUCCAAGACAUGAUUCAAUACUUGUGUCAUCCUCUUGAAAAUAUCUUUGAUUGUUUCAGUUGCUUCGUUGUCCGAGUCCCCUUGAGAUCCUGAAGUUGUUUUUUUUAUUAGGAAAUCCAGAACCAGUGUCAUUUUUGCUUCACUCUAGUCCGUUACUUCCUGAACCAUAAAGAGUGGACGGUUAGAGCAGUACACUUGCUCACUUGAACUUUAUUCGGAACUUACAGCAGUCACCAUUCACACAUGUACAUAGCCCGACUGACUUCCUGUACCGUGUUCCCCACACCAAACAUUCCCCUUGCAACGUGUGCUAAGUAUAAACAUUCCCAUUACAAUCCUACUCUAACAUCAUUUCUCUUUUUUUUCCCCUUUUUUUUCAGUAUAUCCCAAAACAUAGCAAUUGUAAUAAUGACAGAAACUUAAAGAAUGCACACACAUUGCCAAACAUAUCACAUUAUGAAAUUCAACUUUCUUUUGUAUAUUUUAAAUCAACACACAAACUAAUGGAAAAUUACUCUGACAUAUUUCUUUCCCCAGCUAUUCUAGUGAAUGGUCAUUCUACACCAAGACUUGCAUCAAAUUCACUUUUCACUUUUCUUUCCUUUUUUUGAACAUGUACCUAUAAGACAAACCAUUAUAGAAAAAGUCACUGUGAAUAAUCCUUAAGGUAGUAUGGACGAAUAACUCUCCGACCAGACCACGUCACAGUAACAGAAUGGUCCCCUCCGCGCUGCUGACUCAUCCGAUUGGAUGUGUCCUCACCCGGUCCUGCACGUGCGUGGAGGUGUGGCAGGUGCGUGGUUGAUCUGGAGGUGUCGGCGAUUCCUCCGCAGGACUCCUCCUGACUCCACUUGGACUCACAGCCUUCACUACCUUGGCUGGACUCUCACACUGUCACCACUCUUGAGACAGUCCAGGUCCCUUACUGAGCGGUUGUAGUAUCUCUGUUGUCUCCGGCUGUUGUCCUUUAGUCCUUGCUCACAGUGUAUCACCCUCAGUGUCAAGAGUGUGUCCUUUGUUGGCAGCAGGGUCCGAGUCCUCCUACUUAACAGUCUCUGUGCUGGACUUGCUUCCAGGCCCUGGCUCGGUGUGUUGCGGUGGUCCAGUAUAGGCAAGUAUGGAUCCUGCCCAGCAGCUUGAGCUUUCUGCAUUAGAUGCUUGGCAGUUUUCACUACGGACUCGGCCUUCCCAUUGCUCUGCGGGUAUCCCGGUGAAGAUGUUCUGUGCUCGAACUCCCAUCUCUGGCUGAAUUUCUGAAACUCUACAGACGAAUAUUGCAGUCCAUUGUCUGACACGACUACAUCCGGUAUGCCCUGUCGUGCAAAAUGCGCUUUCAGCUUUCUAAUUACCGUGAUACUUUUCGUGUCUGGCAGGUAAUCCACCUCCCAGAAAUUGGAGUAAUAAUCCACUGUAAUCAAAAAGUCUCUGUUGUUCCACUUAAACAGAUCCGUCCCAACCUUGGCCCAUGGUCUAUACGCCAUAUCAUGGGGUCUUAGUGUCUCUCUGCUGCUUGGGGUCGACAGAUCUACAAAUGUCACAUCCCAAGAUGAAUGUCCUCAUCUGGUCAUUCAUGCCUUGCCAAUAUGCACAUUCACGUGCUCUCCUGAGACAUCCCUCGACUUCUCGAUGUGAUGAGUGAAUGCAGUGUGUGAAAUCAGCCCUAAGCUUAUCUGGUAUCACUGCUCUUUCACCUGUGAACACAAUACCAUCCUGCACACUGAGUUCAUCCUGAAACGAGUAGUAGUGCUGAAUAUCUUGUGGCAUGUCAUGUUUACUCUGCGGCCAUCCUGACAGAAUAAAGCCUAUGACUUUCUGCAGUUUAGUGUCCUCUCUAGUGGCCUCUCUAAUGGACGCUAACCUCUCCGUAGAUAUAGGCAAGUAAUUGACCAUGUUUACAGUCUCAAUCUCUGCCUCCACAUCACCUUUUGUGCUGUCUUGCAAAUAUGCUCUGCUCAAUAUGUCUGCCAAUAACAUUUCUUUCCCUGGCACAUAAACUACAGUCCGAUCUUUGCAGCUUUAGAAGCAUCCUCUGCAACCUCUUAGGUGCACUAAGCAGUGACUUUCUGAGUAUGUUCUCCAGUGGCUUGUGAUCACUCUGCACUGUCACCUUUCUGCCGUAAGUAUAUUGGUGGAAUUUUUCCAUUCCAAAAACUAUAGCCAAACAUUCCUUCUCAAUCUUCUCAAUCUCAAUCUCAAUCUCUAUCUCUAUCAAACUAAAUGCUACAGGACUGCCAUUCUGAGUUAGAGCAGCCCCAAGGCCUGUGUCUGACGCAUCACACUGUAGUGUAAGUUCUACACCCUACUUCAACACAGGUGCCUUCGUUAUUUUAUCUUUUAGCCUCUGAAAUGCUGUCUCUUGCACAUCUGUCCAUUCCCACAUAUUGUCUCUGUGUGUAAGCUGUCUCAACACCUCACAGUCAUCCGAUAGAUGAUCAAAGAAUUUGGACAGGUAGUUCACCAUACCUACAAGCCUCUGAACUCCUUUAACAUCAGUCGGUCUGGGCAACUCACUAAUCGGCCGCACUUUCUCCGGGUCAAUCUGGAGACCUUCUGCCGUCAACAAAUGACCAAUGUAAGGCACAGACCGUUGUCUGAGUUUAAACUUGUCAGCAUUUAGUCUAAUGUUUUUCUCCCCGCAUCUAGCUAGGAAACACCUCAAGUUAGCAUCAUGAUCUCUGUCAGCCUCUGUCUUUGUUUCACCUUCCCCAGUGAUGAGCACAUCAUCAGCAAUAAUGUACACACCUCUCAACCCCUCAGAUGCCUUCAUGAGUUUACGCUGGAACACUUCUGGAGCCGAACUGAUUCCCAUUGACAACCUGAGCCAACGGAACCGGCCAGAUGGGGUUGCAAAAGUUGUGAUGUAACUUGACUCUUCACUCAGCUUAAUGUGCCAAAACCCAUGCUUGACAUCACAAACCGUGAACACCUUCGCUUUUGAGAGUUCUGGUAUGUCAUCAAUGGUCCAGAGGCUACAUGACACUACCCGCUACAUGACACUGUGGGUUCCCUUAGCAGCUCCUUCAGCAGCAGACUGUUACACCCACGGUGUAAGAAGGAGAGGUUCCACAGGUCCUUCAUACCGACCGCUGUCAGGCUCUACAACACCUGCACCACCUGAACCAUGUUGUAGACACUAUGUAUUCUUUACACUGUACUCUUUACUUGUCUUGCUGCUGUAACAAGUAAAUUUCCCCGCUGUGGGAUAAAUAAAGUACAUACAUACAACAAUGGUAGCGAGAGGAAAAUGGCUUCUUUUCAGCACCCAGUUCAGUAGUUUAGGAUCUAUGCAGAUUCUCGGUUUUCCAUUGGGCUUGGUCACCGUCCCCAUGCUGCUUAUCCAGUCUGUACUGCAUUCCACUGGUGCAAUAAUUCCAUUCUUCUGUAGUUCUCCAAGUUCUGCUUUGAGUGGUGUUAACAGAGCAACUGGCACUCUGCCUUUAGGCAGUUUCACAGGGAAUACACUCGUAUCCAGUUCCAGGUGGUACUCCCCUUCGAGGCACCCCACAACCUCGAAGACAUCCUCAUAUUCCGCUUUAAUCUCUGCCAGUGUCAUGUUUACAUUGCAUCUGUCUCUUUCUGCACAGCUUUCCUUCACAAUACUGUCCACAGCCAGAAUGUUGUCAUAUUGGACUUUAAUCGGCUUCAUUGCUUCACAAGCCUUCCUGCCAAUUAAAGGAAGCUUGCCUUUCUGGUCCACCACUUGAAAUUCCAACCUGUAUCAUUUGUUGUUACGUGGAUUUCUGAUUUUGACUUUGCACUUUCCCAGUGGCCAAAGUCUACUCUUGUUGUACAGGAGCAGCACCUUCUCUGUAGGUUCUAGUGUGUCAGGAUUCAGCAGUUGUAUCAGCAUAACAUUGCAGGUGGCUUCACAGUCAAUUUGGAAGUCGAUCAGCUUUCUGUUCAGCAACAUGCCUGCAAAAAGUUGUUGGCUUUGCCUUUUGUUUUCCUGCAGUUUAUUCACUACUUCCUGCUUCUUGCUCGACUCUGUUACUGUGGCAAUGUCAUCACAUAAUUCCACAUCCUCUGUGACAGCAUGCACGGCUCUCUGACUUCUGUGUUGCUGUGCCUGUGAUCUGCAUUUAGCAGCAAAAUGAUUUUCUUUGCCACACUUCUUACAAGUCUUUCUGAAAGCUGGACACAGUUUUUUAUUUCUUGCAUGUGUUCUACCACAGAAGUUGCAACUGAUCUCUUCUGUCUUGUGUUGUCGUUUUCUGCACUGCAUGUAUUUCUUCACAGUUCUGGCCUUGCAACAUUCUGCUGUCUUCUUUUGACAGCUCUGUGGCCCUAUAUAUUUGUAGGCACUUUUCCAGGGUUAAAUUCUCCUCCCUGAGCAGCCUCUCUCUCAUUACUGAGCUGUUCGUGCCACACACUAUCCGAUCUCUUAGAGUCUUUUAUGUCUCCAAAAUUGCAGGUGCUGGUAAAAACUUUCAAUUCAGUGGCACACUUGUCUAUAUUUUCUUACAGUUCCUGAUUCCGUACAAAAAAUUGUAUCUUUCCACUCUCUCAUUCAGUUUAGGGUAGCAGUGUCCAUCAAACAGCAACAUCAUUGCACUCACGCUCCUCCUCGCAGAUGCACUGCCGCUCUCGAGCGUGUUUAGCAACUCCCUCCCGCUCUCGCCGAUGAGAUAAUAGAAAAGCUUGACUUUUGUAGACUCCUCUGCGUCCGGCAUAGUCAGGUCCAUGUACAGAAUAAACUCCUCUUUCCAACAUUUCCACGUCUUCGCCAAGUUGGUAGAGUCCAAACAAAGUAUCGGCAGAGGUCGAAGCUGCUCCAUCUUGUGUGAUUCCUCCUCUGUACACACUGUUGCAGUCUCUUGCCGUUAGCUUCUGUUAGCCUCGCUAACUUGUUAGCAGCAUCAUCUCGUUAGCUGUCAGCUGCCUUAAAGUACACUAAGUACCGCUGCCACCAUGUUUCACUCUAGUCCGUUACUUCCUGAACCAUAAAGAGUGGACGGUUAGAGCAGUACACUUGCUCACUUGAACUUUAUUCAGAACUUACAGCAGUCACCAUUCGCACAUGUACAUAGCCCGACUGACUUCCUGUACCGUGUUCCCCACACCAAACAUUCCCCUUGCAACGUGUGCUAAGUAUAAACAUUACAAUCCUAUUGUAACAAUUUUGCUCUGUUUGGCAUUGUUGCUCGGUGACCUCUUUGGACUUCAGCAGUUCACUAGUUAGCUAGACUUGCCAGCAGGUAUCGAUACUUCUAUCUAGUGUAUUUCAAGGAAUCUGUUCCUCUCGCCUAUCCUAGUUAAAGUUGGGGGAUUCAGCAAGUGGCGCUGACCUUGUGUUCAUGAAUUGUAGACAGGAAAGCACCUAAAUAGUUACAAUUUCCAAUAUCAUCAACAGAGCUCCUGCCAUACACGUCCUUCCCCGUCACGACCCCGCCUUAUUAAGACAACUGAAUACUUGCUGUUGUUUGAGUGUAUGUACAGUAAAGCAUUACGGGAUGAUGUACUGGGUUUUCCCCAAGAUUCCAAAAUUAUUAUUACACUAGGUCCCCAACUUACGAACACCCGACUAGCGAACACUCGCUGAUACGAACACAAGCCGACUGGUUUAUAUUUUAUUUUAUUUUGCCUUGUAGUGCUUAGGAAUCAGUAUUUCUACUGCUACUGUACAUGCUUGACCAGUAGAGGGCACUGUGACACUGCUAAUGGGACCAACAGACGCUGGGCAGAGAAAGCUUCUGCUAAAUAGAAAGCUAAGUGUUAGCUUUAUGAUACAACCCGGACAGAGCAUGUGAUUAAAGUUGAUGAAGAGUUAAUAGGCCUGCUUAAUUCUACACCACCCACAGAACACUACCUCUUUUAGAAGAGUCUAACCACCACCACCAUUUGUCCUUUUUUUCAAUAUCUCCUCCUCCAACUCCUCCACAACGACGUAUGCUGGACCACUCCUCUUCAAAGGUAAAUAACAUUUAUCAUUACGUAUUAUUAUAUCACUUUUAUUAUUGUUUUUUUCAUUCAUUAUCCUGGUUUAAUAUCACUACUGCAUCCAAACUCAUAUUUACAUACAUACACAUAUACUGUAUAUGUAUACACGUACAUGUAGUACCUAUAUCAUUGCUAAUAUAAUAAUAACAAUUACACUUAAGAACGGUCGUCUGGAACCAAUUGUGUUCGUAAGUUGGGGACCUAGUGUACUUUUGGUGCUUUAAGGAAAGGAGAAAAAACAUCAAAAUGCCUUGAAUGUAAUUCAAGGGUAAAAAUUGGGUAAUUUUUUAAUUCAUAAAUGCCGAUUUUUUUUAAAAUCACACCAUCCUUCACCAUCCUUCCGCCACUUCUUGUCUUCUCUCAAAUUUAUUAGGCAAAAACCAAGCUGUGGAAUGAUCAGACACAAUGAAUGUUUUGAAUCUAAUGGAAAACCCCUUGUUAAUUCAACUUUCAAUUUCUUUGUUUUUUUGCAAUUUUCUUAUCGUUUGCCUUUUCUAUUUGACUUCCUAUUUGUUUUUUCAAUCCUCUACAAGAGCCUGUUCUGACAUUCUCUUGAACUGACUGGAAGUUGU
Messenger RNA from Dunckerocampus dactyliophorus (ringed pipefish), 20588 nucleotides. RefSeq lists its product as uncharacterized. Gene Ontology annotation, biological process: protein polyubiquitination; SCF-dependent proteasomal ubiquitin-dependent protein catabolic process. The coding region runs from base 361 to 1479 and encodes 372 amino acids. The record is from RefSeq and is a predicted model, not a curated record. Gene Ontology annotation, molecular function: protein binding. Gene Ontology annotation, cellular component: SCF ubiquitin ligase complex. The transcript has 4 exons. NCBI's taxonomy places the organism in Eukaryota, Metazoa, Chordata, Actinopteri, Syngnathiformes, Syngnathidae.